AUGGGGGGAGACGGCGACCGGAAGGAUGUGUUCCUGUACGAACCAGAGGAUUUGAACACGCUGCCACUCUCGGCGGAGCAAGCGGUGAAGGACACUACCAAAUCGAAAAGAUGAGAACAACCGCUCUUCAACCCGCUAAUAAGCUUUUUUCGACUUGUUGCGGAGCCCGCAUAUUAAUGAGUCAGUUGUAUUUGUUACCGAAGCCGAUGUUUGUUUAUUCCGGCGGGCGCGAUGAAUAAGAAUAUGUAGAUCUAGAUUCUUUCCGAGCCGCAUGCUUGUGCUUCUAUUCGUACAAUUUUCGGGAAUACGCGGUUGUUUAUGUUUUCCUCUGGAUGGCUAUGAUGCUUGGCCUGAAGCAGGGCGGUGGAUCCAAUUCCCCGAACACGAGCACCAUGAGCGCGAAAGAUUCCGGUGGGAGAAGUAAGGUACAGAAUGAUUUAAAUUAUUUGGUCUAGUGAAAAUAUGAAAGUGAGAGUGACUUUGGUUUGUUUCUGAUCUUCCUGUACUAGUAUGCGCAGAAGAAGAUCAUCUUCCCAACAGAUGAAGAAGAUACUUUCUUUGAUGAGUACUCGAUUGAUGCAAACCAUAACCAGCUGCCUCUGGAGAGUUACAUGGUCCAGUCCUCCCUCUUCCAUCGGGUAUUUGCGAACCUAUUUUACCUCUCGGUGUGCGUCCUUUUUCGCCCGCAAGACUCGGCCGAGCUCAGCAAGCGGUGUCGCAGCUGCUUGGUCACCAAUUGGCAGGACUACCUCCUGUACUUUCGAGAAGACAAGAAGCACCAGCGCAAUAUGCUCGAAAUUCUCCCGGUUUUUCUCACGCAGCUGGUCUAUCGGGCGCUCCUUGACUUCUUCCAACUCGGUCCCUUGGGUUUCAUCGACGCAGCGCAAUCCGUCAUAAGUAGAGUAGGUAACACUAUUAAUACAGGACGCCUAAGAUGAAAGUUACUUUUUUUAUAUCCGGUAGAUGAAGCCAUAAUUUUCCCUCAUUUCAAUGCGAAAAGCUUUUUAUUUGUGGUCUCCGUAGCUGUUGCGUGUUUGAAAGUCUUGCGAGUCGUCCCCCAUGGAGAAAGACGUUAACACACGACUAUGUCGAUGUUGUACCAGGACGCGCCUGCACACGUUGUGCGGCUUCCCUGAACCUGAAGUGUGUAUUCUUGUUUCAAUCAUGGCGCAAAAACAAAAAGAAAAGAAAAGCCAUCCAUAAGAAAAAAGAAACGGGGAAGAUGUGGCCAGAAGUUGUAGAGGUCAACAUGUCACUUCGCGGGCGGCUGAUUCUUGUAGUUGAUGUCGUGGUGAACAUCAUAACACGAAGUAGACAAUGCAAUUGCCAGGUACAAUUGUGUACUUCGAGCUGACGGGAUUCACGCCACAAGCGACAACAAUACACCGUUCUCGAGAUGGGGUCUUUGUCCGCGACCUGGUAAAGCACCCCUAUGCCGAUGUCACCAUGGGAGCUGCAUUGCUCAUGGAAUCAGACCAAACCGAGCUGGAAUUCGGCUCACAGGUACGGAUCUUUUGCAUGCUAUGAAAAAAUAGAAAUUCAAAAUUAUAAGUACUGCAAGCCGCGUGCACCUCGCGCAGUUUGAUUUCUACUUGACGAAAUAAUAGGAGGGCGGCGUCAGCAAUUUUGAUUUGCAUUGAUGAUGGUUGAUGUCAAGCGCAACAUCUACUGCAAGAGUCCACACUGGUACUUAAUUGUUACAGGACUCACGACCACCCGACGGGUCCGUGCUUUCCGACCUGCUCCAGAUGCGCGCACGCGAAAAGGCACAGCAAUACAGCGGUAUUCUGGACCCCGCGGCAAAAGAAGACGCCAUGAACGCAGACAAGACGCGAGUCGACUAUCUGGUCGAGGAUCUCGGGCAGUCCCUGGGGCAUGUAGUCGCAGUGGAAAAGGCGAUUGCGGGGUCCUACAUGCUCUACUCGCAGUAUGGGAAAGCAGCGUCAGGUUGGAAAUCGGCAGAGCGGAAGAUCAAGCAAGACCCAUUUUUGGAUUCACAAUUUCUACAUGGCGCAUGUCGAAAUCUUCAGACACGAAAGGUCGAUCUGUCACGCCGCUAAGAGCAAAAGCUCCAAGGGCCUUUGUCAUUCUCUUCAGCAUCGCCAUCAACAACAACAUUGAGUGUGCGUAUGUGCCCGAGGAGCAGGGGAACUACAAUGAUCUACCUUGGAGGCUGCACGUAGUGCAACAGGUCAGACGCUGUGUGUGUCAUGCCCAUGCGUGUUUAUGCAAAUAAGUAUUGUUUCUCUUGCAGCCACUUGUUUGCAAAUUUCCAACCUGACUACAUUCCCAUAUGCAACAGCGGAAGGCGAACUAUGGCGUUCUCAACUGUUACAUUCUCAAGUGUUACAUGGAUUUGUCAUGCAAGAAUGGGAAAAGUGAAAGGGGUCACCUUGCGGGUCUUGCAUGACAGAUCUGGCAAAGAUUCCGAGCCUGUUUGGCUCUUCAAGAAUUUGUCAUGCGAAGCAGCUUGAUCGCGUCGAUUCUGAUUGGGAUUUUGCAUUACAAAUCAUGUAACAGUGUAGAAUGUAACAGUUGAGAACGCCAUACGAACCGCGAGCAGCGCGCUCGCGACGCCAAGCGCGAGUCGGACGUAGCGGUCCAGCAGGGCGGCGGAGGUUCGGCCAGCGCCGGCGCUGGUGCAGCGGGCGACGGUACCAAAGGUGCUGCGCCGGGCACGGCGGAAAAGAAGCCGGAACCCAAGAAGAGCACCGCUGCGCUCAGCCGAUUUCGAAGAAGCGCGUCGACGGAAAUGCAGCGGAAUAUCACCGCCAAAAUGUUUAACGCCCAGCUGGACAAACAGAAAUACGAGAAAGCAGUAGGACUACCUGUUACUGUUGAAGUUAGAAUAUUACCGACUAUUUCAUCUUGGCGCGGUUGGUGUCAACGAUGUGGAAGAUAAUGUCCUGGCCCAAACUCGUUCGUUCGCUACAUCAGCGAGGAAAUGUGGCUUAGAGACGCAUCAAUGCGUGUGCUGCCUUCCUUUUAAUAACUUCAGCUAAAGAAACUUGCAAAUAAAGCGAUGUUGACUUCUACAGGUGCGCACGUGUGUUUUCCGGCAUCUGACGUUACCACCACGGUACAGCCGGGUUGAGAACGCGCAGUUUAACACGUCUUGGCUGAGCCCUAUGGUUAGCUACACCGCCCUGGAAAACGCGACAAAUCGGCCCGCUUGGCUAUGGCCUCGCGCCGGCCGGCUGGUUGGCCGUCACAUGAGCCACGCCGGGCUAGCUGGGCCCCGGGUUAGCUUGGCCUCGCGCCCGCCCGGCUAGCUCGGGCCGGCACGAGCCGGGAUGGCCGGGUCGCCUUUCGUUGUCUGGGCCGCCCUUGCCUUGGGCCGCGCGGAUUAGUUCGUUGUAGGCCGCGCGGCUUCGGCUUUGCUUGGCACCUGGCCGCGCGGGCCCGGCUUUGCCGCUUCUCUGCGCGGCCUCGCCCGGCUUUGGCGCUUAUUGGCCGCGCGGCCUCAGCUCGUCUGGCUUAGGGUUUAAGUCGGGGCUUAGGGCUUGCGUUUAGCGAGGAACGAAAGCAAACGGGGGCGGCGAAUAGAACAAGGGGUGGUCGCGCCCACAGCUUUGGCGCCUGAGGCUUCGCUGCUUUGAGGCUUCGCUGCUUUGAGGCUUCGCUGCUUUGAGGCUUCGCUGCUUCGAGGCUUCGCUGCCUCGAAGCUUCGCUGCUUAGAGUUUUCGCACUUGCUAUUGAUAUAGGUUUCAUCUUGGCGCGGUUGGUGUCAAGAUAGAACAAUGUGGAAGAUCAUGUCCUGGCCCAAACUCGUUCGCUCGCUACAACAUCAGCGAGGAAAUGUGGCUUAGAGACGCAUCAAUGCGUUUGCUGCAUUUAGCUUGAGCUCAAGAAGCUUGCAUCUAAGCCGAUAACUUCUACAGGUGCGCACGUGCGUUUUCCGGCAUCUGACGUUACCACCACGGUACAGCUAUCAAUCGCAAAUGUGUCUGGGUCUGGAAGAGGAAGAGUGUAAGCUUGUGAUGCGUACUUGGAUCACACAAAAAUCUGUCAUGCUUAGGCAGCAAAGGGGGCUCCUUCUCCUGUCGCCGAAAGAAGGCGUUUGUUAUGCGGAUUAAGCAUUGGGAAACCGUCUCAAAACCUGUGAUGCUAGGCCUUGCAUGGCACGCCUUCUACUGUGUCAAGCAGACACUGCAUCAGAAACCUGAGCAAUCUUCCAGACCCAGACACUUUUGCAAUGUAUAACAGCCGGGUCGAGAACGCGCAGUUUAACACGUCCUGGCUGAGCCCUAUGGAGUUCUCAAAUGUUACAUUCUCAACUGUUACAUGAAUUUGUAAUGCAAGACUGGCAAAAGUGAAAGGAGGAAGAUUGCGCCUUUUGCAUUACAAGUUUGGCGCAGAUUUAGAUGCUGUUUUGCCCUUCCGAAAUUUGUCAUGCGAAGCAGCUCCAUCAUCUGCCGGCUGAAGGUGCUUUUGCAUGACAAAUCAUGUAACAGUUGAGAAUGUAACGUUUGAGAGCCCCAUAAGCCCUAUGGUUAGCUACACCGCCCUGGAAAACGCGAGUCAAAACGAGAGCCCCAUCGAGUUUGGGGCGCGUGGGAUCGUGGGCAAAAGCUCCACCGACGCUUUUCACCUGAGGUUCAAGGUGAGUAAUCGUUUUAAAUUGGAGGACAAAACCUCCGUGGAGCACCAGGAGGACGACGAACAGCUGUAUCCUGGGCAAAAGUACUGUACUAGUAUAUUAAAUCGCAUGAGAAAUGAUUUCCUCAGCAUGAGAAAUUUGUAAAUGCAGACCUGCGUUAAGAAAGACAGAGAUUUUACUACGAGUGCGAUACUUUUGCAAUGCAUAAGCUGCCACCAGGAGCAAAGUCACCUCUUCACUCCGCGCGAACAGAGAAGUCAGAGGUAUAUUUUUAUUUAGUACUCACACCAUAUCCAUAGCACGUGCGCGAGAUGAAGCCACUUUUGAACUCCCCUGACUCGCUCAUACCGUAGAGAGGCGAGGACCAGUGGGGAUCAACGCACGACAAACAGAGAAGCACGAAACAAGACGGGUCUCGUCAUUCUUUGCACAAAGACAGCUGCAACAAAACUUCUUGACUUAUUCUUUCUAUCAGGCACUAACGGCGUUCAGUGACUUUUUCCGAAAGCCGAAGUACGACGCCAAGGACCAGAUCCUGGAGAAGAGGCGGCCACCCCCAAAACUCACCGUCUCCAUCGAUCCGCCGGCCGGGGUUUCGAAGAGCGUCGCAAACGAGCGAUUGCGGACCGCGCGCGAGAAAUUCCACGAAACCUCCUGGGCGCACUACAUCCGGACGUACGACACGUCAACCGGGGUGAAAAAACUCGGCUCCGACCAAGAGCAGCUGUUCCGCGAGGAGAAAGCGUACGUAACCGAAAUGAACCGGCUCACGCAGAAGGUCAUGAAGUGGAACGAGUACAAGUCCGACAAUUAAGUAAGCUCGGAGUCAGACGUCGUCCUUUGGUAUGCUGCUCGUGCUCGUCUCUUUAGGACAUAAUUGAGAGCGCAGCCUCAAAGUAGACGGACUCAGUAAAUUAGCGACGAAGGCCAAGGCCUUGUCGGAGGACGUAAGAAUUCUGUGAUACAAAGUGAAUAGAUGUUUAUGACGAAGAACGACACGGAAACGUCCAAUAUCCGUUGUCGUGAUCUGGUGCUCCAGAUUUACACCUCAAAGUUUCUUUCUAAGUACAAAUUCGCAAAAGAUGAUUAGGGUAUGUAGUAGAGCACGCGUGCUUUUUACUCUUUUUUUGAGGUCUCUACUACUACGUUCUUCUUGUUUCUUUCGAUAAAAAGUUUCACGGUUUCGCGAGCGGAGGGGUCAGCAUCAUGACACCACCCGCAGAAAUUAGCAGUGCAUUGUACGUCUCUCGAGAGCUGUUGCUGCCAUGAUCCCGCAGCUUCUCGUUUUUAUCAGUUAAUGCUUUUCAUCCACAUGUACCGAAACUUGCCUGAGAAUGAAUUGUACAGUAUGAAAGAUUCCCAGAGAUACGCAAGAAUCAUGUAUAGAAUAGAUACUACCAAAUCCAAAAGAAAUAAUUGCGCCACUGAUGCGCUUGCGCCGUCGUUUGGCAUAUCGUCGAU
This is a messenger RNA of Amoebophrya sp. A120, 6061 nucleotides long. The record is from the annotation of a GenBank genome assembly. NCBI's taxonomy places the organism in Eukaryota, Dinophyceae, Syndiniales, Amoebophryaceae.